AAUAAUAACCCUUGUGGAGAAAAUAUUUGUGGAAAGGGAAAUUGCGUGGUUUCGAGUAAUAGCACUUUUGGGUACGAAUGCGAAUGCGACUCUGGCUGGAAACAAGUUCUUGCAGAUGACGAUGAAAAUCUCAAGUUCUUGCCUUGCGUCAUUCCCAAUUGUACAUUAAACAACGACUGUGCGAAUGCGCUUCCCCCAGCAUCCGAUAAUCACAAAAAUGCUAACUUCUCGUUUCUAGACCCCUGUUUCUGGACUUACUGUGGGGGAGGUUCGUGUAAUAAGACCUCCAUAUUCACACACUCGUGCGAAUGCGAUGAGGGCUACUUCAAUUUGUUCAACUCCACUUCUUUCCCUUGCUACAAAGAAUGUGCACUUGGAUUGGAUUGUGCAAGCCUUGGGCUCAACAUGAACAACUCAACAACUUCGAGGCCCGGUUCUAGGCAGAGUUCGGCGGAGGACAGUAACAGUCCUGGUGAG
Striga asiatica is the source of this 477-nucleotide messenger RNA. The record is from the annotation of a GenBank genome assembly. Lineage: Eukaryota; Viridiplantae; Streptophyta; Magnoliopsida; Lamiales; Orobanchaceae.